AGGACGGAAGCGUAGAGGUCCGGAGCGGCUGGAACCCGGCCGGCUGUCGCGAUGCGGGGCGCGAGCCGUGGCGGAGUAGCGGGGACACUGUUGGCACUGCUGCUGGCGCUCUCGGUGAGGAGCGGUGGCGCGUCCAAGGCCAGCGCCGGGCUCGUGACCUGCGGGUCCGUGCUGAAGCUGCUGAACACCCACCACAAAGUGCGGCUGCACUCCCACGACAUCAAAUACGGAUCCGGCAGCGGCCAACAGUCGGUAACCGGCGUGGAGGCUUCUGACGAUGCCAAUAGUUACUGGCGGAUUCGCGGCGGCUCCGAGGGCGGGUGCCCGCGCGGGCUCCCAGUGCGUUGUGGGCAAGCAGUGCGGCUCACGCACGUGCUCACCGGCAAGAACCUGCACACACACCACUUCCCAUCGCCUCUGUCCAACAACCAGGAGGUGAGUGCUUUCGGGGAAGACGGUGAGGGUGAUGACCUGGACCUGUGGACAGUACGAUGUUCUGGGCAACAUUGGGAGCGUGAGGCCAGCGUGCGUUUCCAGCAUGUGGGCACGUCUGUGUUCCUGUCGGUCACUGGUGAGCAGUAUGGUAACCCCAUUCGUGGACAGCACGAGGUGCACGGCAUGUCCAGCGCCAAUGCUCACAACACAUGGAAGGCCAUGGAAGGCAUCUUCAUCAAGCCUGGAGCAGAUCUCUCUAUGGGUCAUGAUGAACUCUGAGAGCUGAUGGGAAAGGGGAGGGGGCUGGGUAGGGUUUCUGCAGGGCCACUUUGUCUAAGACUUUGUUUGCAGGGCCCUCAAGUGCCUUUAUGAUUAAAGAAUGUUGGUUUGUGAUUAUAUUUGCUGUAACCCCAGCGAUGGUCUGGAGGUACCAGUCAUAUCUGUCCAAGUUACCAUCUCAAUCUCACCUGUCUCUGGGUACGUGUACCUGUUCAAACUUUUUUUUUUUUUAAAUGAGAUAGUCUCACUGUGAGCCCUGGCUGGCCUGAAAUUCACAGA
Messenger RNA from Microtus ochrogaster (prairie vole), 993 nucleotides. It is a transcript of the gene Sdf2l1, whose product is annotated as stromal cell derived factor 2 like 1. The record is from RefSeq and is a predicted model, not a curated record. NCBI's taxonomy places the organism in Eukaryota, Metazoa, Chordata, Mammalia, Rodentia, Cricetidae.